Oryza sativa Japonica Group (Japanese rice) is the source of this 2332-nucleotide messenger RNA. RefSeq names its product inactive beta-amylase 9. The record is from RefSeq and is a predicted model, not a curated record. Lineage: Eukaryota; Viridiplantae; Streptophyta; Magnoliopsida; Poales; Poaceae. Gene Ontology annotation, molecular function: beta-amylase activity. Gene Ontology annotation, biological process: polysaccharide catabolic process.
AAGCCCCAAACGCCAACGCCAACGCGAGCUUUAGCUAAGCUAAGAGCUAAGCGCGGCCGGCACGUCGCCUUCUCCUUCCCUCUCCUCUCGUGUCGAUCGCCGAUGAGCAAUCCGGCGAUGUGCGCCAUGAGCUCGGUGCUGGCAACGCAUCACCACGCGGCGAGGUGCGGCGCCGUCCGCCGGGAGAACGCCUGGAUUGCGCCGGCGAGGGUCGGGUUCAGCCAGGCGCGUCGCGGCGGCGGGAGGGACGAGCUGAGCGCCGCCGGGCUCGGCCGGUUCCUCGGCUACGCCACCGCCGAUCACAAGAACAAGAACCAUGAGGUGGACGACCUCGAGCCGGCGAGGCUGUUCGUGGGGUUGCCGAUCGACACGGUGACGGACGGCGCGACGGUGAACAGCGCCAGGGGCGUGACCUCCGGGAUGCGCGCCGUGAAGCUCCUGGGCGCCGACGGCGUCGAGCUGCCGGUGUUCUGGUCGGUGGCGCAGCCGGAGUCGCCGGACCGGUUCAGCUGGGCGGGGUACAGGGCCGUCGCCGACAUGGCCCGCGACGAGGGGCUCAGCCUCCGCGUCACGCUCCACUUCCACGGCUCCCCCGGCGGCGCCGUCCCCUUGCUCCCCGUCUGGGUCUCCACCGCCGCCGCCGACGACCCCGACAUCCUCUUCACCGACCGCUCCGGCGGCCGCCACGACGACUGCCUCUCCUUCGCCGUCGACGAGCUCCCCGUCAUCCACGGCCGGUCGCCGCUCGACUGCUACGACGCCUUCUUCCGCAGCUUCGCCGACGCGUUCCAGGACCUCUUCGACUCCACCAUCACCGACGUGACGGUGGGGCUGGGGCCGAACGGCGAGCUCCGGUACCCGUCGUACCCGCCGGGGAGCGACGGGCAGGGGUUCACCGGCGUGGGCGAGUUCCAGUGCUACGACAGGUACAUGCUGGAGCAGCUGCGGCGGCACGCGGCGGAGGCCGGCGAGCCGCUGUGGGGGCUGUCGGGCCCGCACGACGCGCCGCGGUACGGCGACUCGCCGGACGCGUGCGGCUUCUUCAACGACCACGGCGGGUCGUGGCAGAGCGCGUACGGCGACUUCUUCCUCUCGUGGUACGCCGGUCAGCUGGUCGGGCACGGCGACCGCGUGCUCGCCGUGGCGAACGGCGCGCUCGGCGACACGCCGGUGGAGGCGUCGGCGAAGGUGCCGUUCAUGCACUGGUGGCACGGCGCGCGGUCGCGGCCGGCGGAGGCGGUGGCCGGAUUCUACAAGAGCGGCGGGAAGAACGGGUACAGCCCGGUGGCGAAGAUGUUCGCGCGGCGGGGGUGCACGGUGAUCGUGCCGGGGAUGGACGUGUGCAUGAACAAGCAGCACCGGAUCACGGGGUCCAGCCCCGACCAGCUGCUGGUGCAGAUCAAGAACGCGUGCCGCCGCCACGGCGCCAGGAUCGCCGGCGAGAACGCGUCGCUCGUCGUCACGCACACCAGCAGCUUCUCCCGCAUCCGGAGCAACGUGCUCACCGCCGAGCGGAUGAGGCCGGGGCACUUCACCUACCAGCGGAUGGGCGAGGCCUUCUUCUCGCCGGAGCACUGGCCGGCCUUCGUCGAGUUCGUCCGCGGCGUCGUCUGCGGCGAGUGGCCCGACGAGGACGAGGACCGCGACGUCGCCGACAAUCCCAACGCCAUGGAGGCGCAGCCAGUAUAAACUCUCCAACUACUACUCUCUUUUUAUUUUCAAAUGCUGAGGCCGUUGCCGACGUUUUAUAUAAAAAAGCCAUCCCACUUUAAAAAGAAAACGGGAUCAAACUUUACAAUGUAUAUUCUCUAAAUUGUCUGAUGUGCUGAUGAAAUAUCAUCAGUUUAGUAGUACUUCAGACGGGAUGAUCCAAGUAUUAGUGGAUCGGAUUUUGAAGUGUUGUACAUGAUAUACAUGUAAUAAUGUUUCAUGUCUCUACGGAGAUUGCAUCCAGCUCAAUUUUUAAUUUUUUUAACAAACUGGCGAGGUGCUAAUUUUAUUGAAUAGAGUAAAAAACCUAUGUAUAAGUGUGAAGAAAAUAUAUAUGUACAUGGAAAGAAAAUAAGACGCCUAUGGUAGGAGCGAGAAUAAUCGCCUGGCUCCUGCUAGGACCCACGUUUUCGCAUCUUCUUUGAUUUUUGCUCCAAGUGCUAAUGUCAAGAGUUCCUUUUGUCAGAAAACUCUCCGGUUCUUGAUGUAUAGUCUCUGAAUUGCCUGAUGUGCUGAUGAAAUAUCAUCAGUUUAGUAGUACUUUAGAUGGGAUGAUCCAAGUAUUAGUGGAUCGGGUUUUGAAGUGUUGUACAUGAAUAUCAUGUAAUAAUGUUUUUGUCUC